GGAGGAGCUGUGUUUGACAGAGAACCUUUGUACUGGACAAAGAAGUCUUCAUAUUAGAUAGAUCAGCCUGACUGCUGCCGGUCAUUUAAUGCUGAACUUGGAGGAGGCAUAACGCUAAUCAGUAGAGUAGGUGUGAGUAUUGAUUGUAUCCUAGUUAGCAACCUAAUUUAACCUUUGUCUUAAUUCCCUUUGUAUUCUUGGAGGGUAUCUGGGAAUGGUUAAGACUUUACAUACUGACUGCUACAAGAACGAUACAGCUUGAUGAUUCAUGUGUUUGAUCUAGUUUGUCUGCAGAUUUGAAAUGUUCCUAAAGAAUACGGUCUUAUAUUUAGGGGACAUUACAAGGCAGCAAAAAUGAAGCGCUCCCUUGGACUUUGCUUGGUGGUCUGUUUUGGGAUACUCGAUUUGGGCUGUGCACUUCGGUGCUUCAAGUGCUCCGAUUACACAGGCCGCUGUGAAAAUGUUCAAGACUGCACUUAUGAAGAUUCCUGUUUAUCUCUGAGUGAAAGAGGUGGGAAGACAAUUCGACAGUGUAUCAGAUACACAGAUUGUGACAAUUCUCGGCUGUCCCAGAUGUUCCCUGCAGUCUCCGGAUUCACGUACCGGUGUUGCAGCAGCAACCUGUGUAAUAGUAGUACCACUAUUGCCACGAGAGGGCCAGUUUUCGCUUUGAUGGGGUCACUAUUGGUCUUCUGGUGGUCCUCACUGUGAGCUCCAACUGCCAUGCACAGCUGACGCAGAGCCGUCAAUGGAGCUGGAGAUUGAUUGCAGUCAGUCAGUAAUAUGAUUUUAUGUUAUUGUUGAUAAGAGUUAAAUUUGUUGUUUAAAUUGUGGAUGAACAAUGUCCGAUUUAGCUGCAGUCUUCCUGUUUUCUCAAAUGCUUUUUUUCAGUGAACUAACCUAGAGGAACACUCAAAAUAGAAAUCUACAUGUCUAUUUACUUUGGUUGUUGUAAAUUGAUACUUGACAGUUAUGUGCAUAUUUGGGUUAGGCCAUUAGCUUUAGAAGCAUCGGGCUAAGACAACCUCGUUCAUCCAAUAAUGAAUAACCGGGAACAUAGUACAUGCACAGGUCCCGUGUGGCUCAGUUGGUAGAGCAUGGUGUUUGCAACGCCAGGGUUGUGGGUUCAAUUCCCACGGGGGACCAGUACAGAAGAAAUGAAAAUGUAUGAAAUGUAAGUCGCUCUGGAUAAGAGCGUCUGCUAAAUGACUAAAAUGUAAUGUAAAAUGUCUAUCCAUACUGUAGUCUGAAGGAGGGUUUCCUCCCACUUUAUGUACACUUACUACAACCUCAUUUUACCAUGAUGAUUAGUCAAUUUCACUAGGAAUGCAGAAUAGUCGUGAAGAUAGGCUGCACAGAUCGGAUGGGAUAUGCUAGUAGUCUAUUCACCCACCUAGGCACCUACUCACCCAAGUCAAGACUGAAAAAAAUGUAAGCUGAAAAUAUAUUUCCCCAGUGUUUUAAGUUGUGAUAAGAAAUAUGUUUCAAUAACAUUUAAAACCAUGUUAAAAGUUGUAAAUUGUCAAUCAGUUUUAUUCUCACUUGUAAAAGACUCACCCAAACCAAUAAAAUGACCUACCGGUAUUUGAAA
This is a messenger RNA of Salmo salar (Atlantic salmon), 1591 nucleotides long. The record is from RefSeq and is a predicted model, not a curated record. Lineage: Eukaryota; Metazoa; Chordata; Actinopteri; Salmoniformes; Salmonidae.